AGUCCACUUUUGUCAGAGCUUCUUUAAACAUGUCUUACCUAAUCGGUGCGUUCCUUUUCCUGCUGCUCGUGUCCUCGUCACACGCCGCUGGCCGACGUGAUUUUCAGCCUGUGGUCGCGUCUAAGAUGAACGCCAAUUCCCGCAUCAUUGGCGGAGAAACAGCAGCUCUGGGUGCAGCACCCUACCAAGUGUCGAUUCAGAAUAGUUUUGGCAAUCACAUGUGUGGCGGUGUCAUCAUACACGAUCAGUACAUUCUGACCGCAGCUAGUUGCUUGGCUGGUCUGCACAAGAGCAACGUGAAGACCGUGAUGAGCACUAACGAUUGGGCUGGUCCAGCAUGGGAAUACUACACCGAAGAGAUCAUUCUGCACUGCAAAUUCGAUCAGCCGCUGUAUCACAAUGAUAUUGCCUUGAUCAAGAUGCAGACUCUUGUGGCCUAUGACGAUGUCACUCAGAACAUUACUUUGGCUGGUGUCGAUGAUCUAGUUGAGGGCGAGAAGCUCGUGAUGACAGGCUGGGGAUACGCACAGGAGCAAGGAGAAUAUGUUUAUGACCUCAAGCAAUUGGAAGUAAGCUAUGUGCCAUCCUCACAGUGCAAUUCCACCUACGGUUACACCAAAGAUCUUGAUGUGGGACAUUUGUGUGCUGUGGGAAGCGUUGGCAAUGGCGCCUGUCAUGGUGAUCAUGGAGGUCCUCUAGUUGAUAGCCAAGGACGUCUUGUGGGCAUUGGCAAUUGGGGCGUGCCGUGUGGUCGCGGAUUCCCAGAUGUGUUUGCGCGUGUCAGCUAUUACUACGAUUGGAUUCAGUCUACGAUCAAUGGCUGUGCCAUCACCGUGUAGUAAGCCUUAUUGGAGCUUAGGUAAGCCAUCCAAAGACAGGACAAACUUGGAGGUAAAGAGUAUUGUGUGGACACUGUUAUCCAUAUGUCUUUGCCCUCUACAACAAUUGCUUAGAUUAUUUUUAUGUAUUUUAUUUUUAUCAUUAUCGAUACUUAAUUUCACUCAUUGCGCUGCAAUAAAUGCUAUGCGAUUUGU
Molecule: messenger RNA, 1034 nt
Organism: Drosophila nasuta
Lineage: Eukaryota; Metazoa; Arthropoda; Insecta; Diptera; Drosophilidae
Product: chymotrypsin-2
Exons: 2
Coding region: 30-839 (269 amino acids)
Biological process (GO): proteolysis
Molecular function (GO): serine-type endopeptidase activity
Source: RefSeq, a predicted model, not a curated record